Molecule: messenger RNA, 990 nt
Organism: Eruca vesicaria subsp. sativa (arugula)
Lineage: Eukaryota; Viridiplantae; Streptophyta; Magnoliopsida; Brassicales; Brassicaceae
Source: the annotation of a GenBank genome assembly
AUGGCGGCGAAGCAGAUGGAGGAGAUACAGAAGAAGCUAGGGGUGCUUAAUUACCCAAGGGCAAAUGCGCCUGCUCAGUCUCUCCUCUUCGCUGGCAUGGAACGUUAUGCUCUUCUCGAAUGGCUCUUCUUCAAGUUGUUAGGUGAUAAGUCUCCUUUCUCACAGCAAAACCUUCAGGGAGAUGCUGGAGUUCGUGAUGAAGAAACUGUUCGUAUUCAGUAUUUGGCAGAGAUAGCAAAGUUUCUGGGGUUCACACCAACAGUAGAUAUUGAAGCCAUUCAAGGACAUGGAACCUAUGAAGAUCGGAUGGAAAUGCUUCGGAAUAUUGUUGAUUUAGUGGAGGCAAGUCUCUUCUCAGAUAAUCCAGAAUGGAGUAUCGAUGAGCAGGUUGCGAAAGAUAUUCAGCUCAUUGAUGCUAUUGCGGAGAGACAGUCUCUGAUCUUUUCUGAGGAAUGCAAACUGUUCCCUGCUGAUGUGCAGAUCCAGUCUAUAUAUCCUUUACCAGAUGUUUCAGAACUAGAGACAAAACUUUCAGAACAGGCAAAGAUUCUCUCUAACCUUCAGCAAAAAGUGGAUGAUUUGGCAGCAAAGCAUGCCUACAACCCUGACGAAGAAUAUGCAGAAGUGGAAUCUGAACUAAGAGCUCGUUUAGAAUCGUUUCUUGAAACUGCUAGAGCCUUCAACACAAUCUACACAAAGGAAAUCCGACCAUGGACUCACAUGAUGGAAGUACCUCAGCUUCAUGGGUUUGGUCCUGCUGCUAACCGUUUACUGGAGGCCUAUAAUAUGCUUCUCAAGUUCCUAGGGAACUUGAAGAACCUAAGAGACUCACAUGCAGCACUGUCGAUUGGAUCAUCGGGUACAGUAGCUGGAGAGCCGUCUACUGUAACCAGAAUUGUAUCCGAGUGUGAAGCCGCAUUAACUGUUCUAAAUCGAGACCUUGGAAUCCUCUCGGCUUCUAUUGCUCGUGAGCAAGGGGGGCGUCUGUAA